Molecule: messenger RNA, 177 nt
Organism: Gongylonema pulchrum
Lineage: Eukaryota; Metazoa; Nematoda; Chromadorea; Rhabditida; Gongylonematidae
Source: the annotation of a GenBank genome assembly
AUGAACAAAUCGACAGGCGUUGACUAUCUGGAGCCGUAUGAAAUAGGCGAACUUGUGGAUGGCCUCGAAGGAAUCGGAGUGGUCGAAAUGAUCUCGCCGGAGUACGUCCCUUUUGAGAUGCAAUACACAUGCGGUUCGGUCGCUUUCCCUUUUUUUUUGCACUUGAACUGUGGAUGA